Molecule: messenger RNA, 4264 nt
Organism: Gasterosteus aculeatus aculeatus (three-spined stickleback)
Lineage: Eukaryota; Metazoa; Chordata; Actinopteri; Perciformes; Gasterosteidae
Product: neuropilin and tolloid-like protein 2
Cellular component (GO): postsynaptic density
Molecular function (GO): ionotropic glutamate receptor binding
Source: RefSeq, a predicted model, not a curated record
CUUGAAUCGUUUCGGGCAUAGGAAAUGUUCUCCCUAAGGUUUCUUCCCUAAUGUUUCCUAAUGUUUUAUUGCACUGUGGAUUUAAAGCAUGAGCAGAUAGUAAUAUGUAUUAUUAAUGAAGAGCGCAAGGACUUAUUAACCCUACAUGUAGCUGUGAACUGUAACCCCUGAUCAUAACGAUGACCCUUUUCUUUGAAAGCUUCUAGAAUUGUCGGACGUUUUCAGUAAUAUCCAAUGCAAGCCACGCACAUGCACUCACGUGUGUCCUUUUACAAUUAAAAUUAGAAUGAUCGAGGGAGUAAAAAGUUGAUUUCACCCAGCAGUGUCACUUGGCUCACUCAAACGUAAUUAUUAAUUAAUUAAAGAUGUUAAUUUCAUCCAUAACCACAUGCUUAUAAGAGCAAUCAAUUUCCUGGUUAAGACUGCAAUCAAAAUGCUAAUUACAAUCCUGAACAGUGUGGGAUUCAUUUCGCUCCUUCAGCUCCACUUUUCUGUCUUCAUUCCUGUUGCUCGUUGCUUAAAAAAGGUUUUGCCGUGGUAAACAUAUGUGUGAUUAUUGUCACUGUUGAAUAGUUUUUAGAGAGACAGGUGAAAGCAAUUGAGAGACCUCAAGGACACCUCUUGGAUGGAAAAAAACUUUUGGUUAAUUCUGCCAUUUUUCAUACCAUCUGCGUUAAAAAAAAGAAGACAAAAUGACAUCUCUCUAUUACAAACGCUUUCCUUGAUUUACUCACGGUGGAUUCAAAGCACCAGUAGGAGAGCAGGUACAGAUCCCUCAACGACUUGUCCCAGCGAUCCCCAAGACCAAACACUCCCGAGGAAAUAAAGCUUCCAUCCAAGAGUUAACGCUUUCUGCUAAUAACCAAAAGGACCCAGAGGAUGCAGCUUUUGGAUUAGACAUAUGUUGUAGGGGCGAGUGGGAUCAUCUCCUGCCAAAUUAAUUCACCCCAGAGUGGUUACUGGUGGAAGUAAAAUACAUCAUGUUACUGAAUAAUUAUGGCUUUGGAGAGUUUGUACAUUGAAACGGCCGUUGUAACAUGUGAUACUUCUGCCCAGACCCUUUCCUGUCUUCCUACAAAGUGAUGGAUGGAAGUGGGAGAGUGAAAGGCAUUUGUCAAAAGGAGGAAUGUUCAGCUGCAGAGGGCAUCCUUUACGUUGUCCUUGUCCGUGAGCAAAGUAGCUCAUUCAAGCAGUUGCAAUCAGUAACAAUGGCAUAAAUCUGGCAGUGGACCUGCAUGGUGACAGGUUCUGUCGUUAAAGGGGAACAAAUCUCCAUCCCUCCACUUCUUGGCUUCCGUCUCCAUCAGUCUGCAGCUCGAGCCAGCUUUCUUAGGCUCUCGGCACAGUGUCCUUCAAGAGAAACAGGGAACGUGCCCCGAUGUCUGCUCUUCAAAGAAGUGACUUAUUUAUUUAUAGUGCGUGUUUUGGAAAAGGUGCCCCUUGUGUGCGCGUCUGGCCACUUGCCCAUAUCAGCUAAUCAUUUGUUUUAAAUAUGGAAAUUCCUGAUGCAAUUCAUUACCAUGCCAAACAGGCUACGAGGGGAUAAUCAUAUAACCUAUUACUCAUAUACGAUGAUGCACAUGCGCAAUCAGCUCUUCCCCCUUCUCGCGCCAACCAAGCCCGAUCUUAAAACCGCGAGCAGCCUCAGACAGAUCAUCCGUGUAUUUGAGAGGACAACUGUCAGGCAGAUGGACUUGAGCUCCGCAGGAAACGCAGGAAAUUGACCUCAUCUGACUUAUCUUAUUCCACAAGGGAAUACUGAUGCUGAGUCAGAAGUUGAUUUUCUGCUCCAGAAGCUUCUUUCAUCUCGACCAAUGGGAUUAGGAUGAAAAGGUGAAAGUUGACUUCUGUGAAUCGGCAAAUCCAACAUGCUCUAAUGUGUCACAUUGACGUAGGGAUGUGAGGGAUAAACAGUCGGCCAAGUUGGAAAUCAAAUCCCAGAAAACGGACUCCGGCUGAGAGGAUGCUUGUAGUGUUGCUGUCUCUCCUGUUCCUUGAAGAAGGAUUCGCUUUGGCACAAAAGACUAAAGAUGGAGGUCCAGACUCAAAGGGGGUUAGAUCUUCCCAACGGCCGAAGCAACCUCAUCACUGUGGAAACUGGCAACGAAACACAGAAGGGGGCUCCUUUAGCUCCCCAAACUACCCCAAAACAUACCCUCCCAACAAGGAGUGCCUCUACGUACUGGAAGCUCUUCCCCGCCAGAGGAUAGAGCUGCUGUUUGAUCAGACCUUCUACAUCGAAGCCUCGUUUGAAUGUCGCUUCGACCACAUUGAGGUGCGGGACGGCCCCUUCAGCUUCUCGCCACUCAUCAACCGCUUCUGUGGCUCGGCCACUCCUGGACUGGUUCUCUCCAGCGGACGCUUCAUGUGGAUCCGCUUCUUCAGCGACGACGAGCUGGAGGGGAUCGGCUUUCAAGUCCAGUACAGCUUCACAGCAGAUCCUGAGUUUCAUCUGCACGUGGGAGGACUCUUAAACCCCAUCCCAGAUUGUCAGUUUGAGCUGAGUGGAGCUGACGGGUUGAUCCGUUCCAGUCAGGUGGAGGAGGAAUAUAAAGUGAAGCAAGACCAGGCAGUGGACUGCAUCUGGACUAUACGAGCCCCUGCGAAUAACAGGAUUUACCUGCGUUUCUUGGAAUACCAAAUGGAAAACUCAAAUGAAUGUAAGAAGAACUUUGUAGCGGUUUAUGAUGGCAGUAAUGCCAUCGAGGACCUGAAGGUAAUACAUACUGUAAAAAAAAAUCCUGUAAAUCCUGUAAAAAAGUACCUCAAUAUGUAUUUUGUUGCACAUUUUAUUGCAUUUUACAUUGUACUUGUAUCUUUUUUGCCUUGUUAUACAAUUUGCAACUGUUCUACAGACCUUGACCUCAAUGAGACCGCACAUCCAAAACAUUACAAGAAAAUAGUGUGUGGUUUCUUGCAGGCCAAGUUUUGUAGUACAGUAGCUAAUGACAUCAUGCUGGACACCGGUGUCGGAGUAGUAAGGAUGUGGGCUGAUGAAACAAGCCGUCUCAGCCGCUUCAAGAUGCUGUUCACUUCUUUUGAGGACCCACCCUGUUUGGGAAGUGCAUUCUUUUGCCACACUAACAUGUGCAUCAACACUUCUCUGGUGUGCAACGGCAUACAAAACUGUGUCUUUCCCUGGGAUGAAAGCAACUGCAAAGAGAAAAAGAACAAAGGGGUUUUUCACCAGAUCACAAAGACUCAUGGGACAGUAAUCUGUGUGUCUACGGGAGUUGUGUUACUGCUCCUCAUCGUCUCCAUCCUGGUGCAAGUAAAACAGCCACGAAAAAAGGUGUUGGUACGUACGAAUAAUCUGUUCCAUCGAGGGGACUCCCAGGAGGUCUUUGACCCCCCGCGUUAUGAACUCUUUACUCUCAGAGACAAGGACAUGUCUGGGGACCUUGGGGAGUUAUCAGAGAAGCUCCAGUCCCUGCAGGCACUCAGGAGAUCCUCAUCCGGCUCACGCUGUGUUCACGAACACCACUGCGGCUCUCAGGCUUCUCUUAACUCCGUCAAAGCCAUCCACGGUGCAUGUGAAAUGGGCAGAGGGUCCCUGGAGCUUCUCCCUUUCAGGGGGGACCUGCAAAGGGCAUUACCUACCUUCAGGGACUUGAACAGCAGUAUGCGGAAAAAGAGCUGGCCCAGUAUGAAACCGGGACGAACGCAAGGACGUCAGGGUACGGCGAACAGAACGAUGGGCCGUCAAGAUAGAGUAAUGGAAGAGGACGAAGAGGUUGAGGAAGAUGGAAGGUGUGAUGUGUACGUGCGCAGAGCAGGAAGCCGAAGAGGUAACUACGAAAUGGCCCAGCAAAGGUCCUUGUCCAUGGACUUCUGAAAAGAAAAGACAAGGAGGGAAAGUACUGAGGUGACAACUUUAUGAAACAGAGCCACAUUUUGAGGGGAUUCCUUGACCUUUCUUUUUUCACUUGCCUCCUUCCCACUGAGAGGAACCGUUCUUCAGGAUUUAUAAACUAAAUUCAAGAUACUUGAGCACCGCCGACUCUAUUUGAACACUAAAACCGCCGAUAGUGAGCUGCUUUUGUAUUUGGGAUCCGUGUGAAAGGGAAGAUGAUGAUUCUUAUUUCCAAUGUAUUUUGUUUGAAAAACAAUUUACUGUAAAGAAAUUUGAUUUUGUUGAAAAACGUUUUCAAUCAAUGUUCAAACUCUGAGUAAAUGUUACAUUUUAAGGAAAUAAUGGAUGAAUGACCUGUUGUUUCUGUUGAUCUCUUAUCACCUGCAUUAAAAAAUAUAUAUGUACACUCCA